UACAAAGAGAAGCCUCAAAAAGAACGUGAAUCAAAAGUUUUCAUAUUUUGAUUAUAUUAAUGGACUUCUUAAAAUAUUUUCAUGCAUAAACUUGUUUUGGAGAUAUUAGUGGAAUUACCAUUAUCUCAUUCCAUUGGACUGAUAUUUAUGAAAAUGUUCAGCAUCUGCAGAAGGAAUCUAUCUGUUGAAACUUAUCUGUAUGGACAGCUUACAGCUUGCCAUUCUUUUCUUGGAAGGUUGAUACUUUAUGGUAUUUGGUGACUGGAAUUUCCUAACAAAGUUUAAAUAUAACAAAAAUCAAAUGUAAUACAGUACAUUCUAGCUAAGUUUUUUUUUUUUAAGUUCUUGACUUUGGCUGUGAGAAUGAAGAAAACCAUAGUUAUAUCUUAAUAUGUAAUGCUGUACCAACGUAUAAACAGUAUUAAGUUGGAUCCUAAAUUUAUUGGCCUGGUUCACACAACAUGCUAAAUCAUAAUGUGGUCUGUUGUUUGGGUUUACGAUAUGUGAAGUCAGCCAAAUGUGGCUUAUUCAAUAAAUCAUAUUUAAGCAUAGAGCAAUGUGUAAACUAAACCUUAUAUUGAAUGUGCCUUUAAAGCUGAACAAUUUACUUUAGUGUGAUCUUUUAUACGAAACAAUCUGCCUGAUCAACUGUAUAAAGGAACAAGGGACUGGAAAUGGUAUUUAUGUAUGGGGUAGUACAGUACAUGGUAUAUACAGGGUAGAUGCAGUACAUAAUGAAUCCGUAAUUUACUACAGAGUCUUAUAGACUGCUUUUCUAGUGCAGCCAUGAAUCAGUUUCAGUUAAAAACCAUACAGUACAAGAAAAACUAAUGAGAAUUUCAAUAAAAGCUAGGUAAAAUCCAACCCCACUGAACGAGUAUACCUCUACCUGGUGGUGAAAAGAUAAUCUAACUACUCAUAUAUUCAGUUCAAACGUCUGUAUUAGUUCUAUGAUGAGCACUUCAUUUUGGGAUGUUUGUUCUCAGGUUGAAAUAAUGACAAAGUAAUUGUUUAUUUUGCCAAGUUUGUAACAGUUACACAUUCAUUUUAGCUUGUUUAUUGUUAGGCACCUUGAGCAUUCAAAUAGAAAGUUGGGAUGUACAUUUAGUUAUUGAAUAUGUAACUCUGUGCUUUUUGUCCUGCCCAAGUGAUUCUCUCGCAGAGUGUAAGACGUGGGGUUUCGAUUAAGUACUCGGCUAGAAUUCCAGAGAAUCAGGUUCAAGUUUACCCUCAGGCAUGAAAGUUCAAGCCCACCCUACCUUACGUGGAGGUUUGGGGACUAAAUUGGAGGAGGGAGGAUUUUAUAGGCUGCCUAUAUAAUUUCCCGUAUUUUUGAGGUCUAAUUGGGUGGGGCUGUAAGAAUUGUUAAAACCGUCGAAUUACGAGAAACAUAGCAACGGUAUUUUAUCGCCUAUUCCCUUUCUUACUAGAGCAGAUGAAAAUUGGUAGUUCCCUCAGCUCUUCCCUUUAUGCGGGAACAUCCCGCUCCCUCGGCUCUGCUACGUGCUGCUACGCGUAGCGCGGUUCUCUCCCAGCAUUGCACAGAUUGCACUUUGGGUCUUCGGAACGCCAGUUGAUGACGCUGUUAGUUUAGCGCCGCAGCGUUGGUCUCCUUAGCGACCACGGUGGCCGCUCUCUCUGCGCAAGACGGUUCCAGCAGUGGUCGUAGAAAUGACCGGCCGGCCGAGCCGAAGAGGCCCCCUGCAGAGCGCGUUGCGUCGGGGCCGAGAGCUGCGGGAACAGGUGGGAACUUUGCUUCAAGAAAGCAAGGCAGUUAAGGCUCUGGAUUCUGAAAAAAAGAAAAGCCUUAGUGAGAGAUGUUUGGAGCUGAAGAAGUCUGUGGAUGAAAAUGCCUUUGCUCUUCAGAACUUAAAGAAAUCAGAUGAGCCUGCACCAGUAGGAAAUUAUAAUCAGAGAAAAGAAGAAGAAGAAAAACAGUUGUUAAAGCUUUCUCAGCAGCUUGAAAAACUUGCUGCAAUUCUUAACCGGGAAAAUGUAACCAAAGACUCCAGCACGAAUUUGAAAAUGAAAGGCAGCCCAAAGGAACAGCAAGAAAAUGAAGAGAGAGAAAAUGAAGGAGGAGAAAGUAGACAAGAUGAUGAAGAGGAGGAAGAAGAAGAAGAGGAGCAAGAUAGCGAUGAGGAGGAGGAAGAGGAGGAAGAAGAGGAGGAUGAAAAUAAACUAGACACUUCAUUUAAUACAGAGUUUAUCGCUCUUGGUGAUUUUGCUGCACAGCAAGAAGGGGAUUUGACAUUUAAAAAAGAAGAAGUUCUUCUUAUCAUUGAGAAAAAGCCUGAUGGUUGGUGGUUGGCUAAAAACUUGAAAGGAGAGAAAGGCCUGGUGCCUAAAACCUAUCUUACGGCAAAAGACAGGGAAGUAGAAGAGCCAAGUGAAGAAGAAACGGAGGAUGACAUUGAGGUGGCAGAUGAAACAGCAGGUGGAGUCAAUAUUCUGAAAAGAACAGACUCUCACUGGAGUGCUGUCAAAAAGGCCCUCACAGAGAAUAAUACCUUAGAUGCGCUGACAACCAUGGGAGCAGUGCCUGCUGGAUUCCGACCUUCAACACUUGCACAGCUCUUGGAUGAAGGAAUUCAGUUUCGGGCAUCUACCUUCCUGCAGCCGGUGCUUACACCUUCCAAUCUUUCUUUCCAAGAUCUAAUAUGGAGCCCUGAAAAAGGCAGCAUUCAGCCAAGGCCAACUCGGAUAUCACUAGUUAUGACUUUAUGGAACUGUAAAGGAAUUCCUUUUCCUGGCAUUAGCAUACAGGUCCUCAGUAGACAUAUUCGACUCUGCCUUUUUGAUGGCAAUCGAAUUCUGAGCAACAUUCAUACUGUGAGAGCUUCAUGGCAACCAAAAAACCCCAAAACAUGGACCUUUUCUCCAAGGGUCACUGGCAUCUUACCAUGUAUUCUUGAUGGUGAUUGUUUCAUUAGAUCUAAUAAUCCAUCUCCAGACAUUGGACUAUUAUUUGAACUUGGAAUCACUUAUAAUCACAAUUCAACAGGUGAGAGAGGAGAAUUAAGCUGUGGCUGGGCAUUUCUAAAACUUUUUGAUUCAAGUGGACUUCCAAUUUCUUCCAAAACAUAUGAGCUGCUUUUGAAUGGUGGGACUCCAUAUGAAAAAAGGGUAGAAGUAGACCCAUCGAUUUCAAGGAGAGCCAACAGCAAUGUUUUUCAUCAGAUGAUAUCACUGAGGAAGCAGCCACAACUUCUAGUGAAACUGAGGUCUAUAAGUACACAAUCAAAAGGCAUAUUGAACCUAUUGCCAGAAGUAUUAAUUGGCAGCAUGUGCUAUAUGCAUCUCAUACUGUUUUAUCGUCAGAUCCUUGGUGAUGUACUCCUCAAAGACAGACCAAAUAUGCAACAUGCAGAUUUGAUCAGCAAUCCAAUUUUGGCAACUUUUCCUAAACUCAUGGAACAGCCUGAUAUUAUGGAUGCACUCAGGAGUUCUUGGGCAGAGAAAGAAAGUACACUGAAGAGAUCAGAAAAGAGAGACCGGGAAUUUCUGAAAUCGGUGUUCGUCCUGGUGUACCAUGACACUGUCUAUCCACUUCUUCAGUCUGUGUUCCUCCCAGAGUAUAAGUGGGCAGAAGAAGAAUCUGAAGGUGCUCGCUGGCGAAUAAUUGCUGAAUUCCUGAAGAAAAAUCGAGAAAGAGGGGGCAGUCUGUCUUCUCUGCUGUCACUGGAAAGCCCUCACAAAGCUUUUGAUGUCAUGGAAACUGCAUAUGACUUUUUAGGAGAGGGUAGGAAAAUUAGCCCUCUAAUAUGACAGAAGUUUGUGGCUGUGCACCUCUGCCAAUUGCCAAGCCAACAUGAAUCAGUUAAAUAGAAUUGAUAAUGUGUUCCAAAAAGUUGUAUUUUUAUCAUUUGACUAAAACUUUUACACCAAAUGUAU
Messenger RNA from Python bivittatus (Burmese python), 3894 nucleotides. It is a transcript of the gene NPHP1, whose product is annotated as nephrocystin 1. Gene Ontology annotation, biological process: protein localization involved in establishment of planar polarity. The record is from RefSeq and is a predicted model, not a curated record. Gene Ontology annotation, molecular function: protein binding. Gene Ontology annotation, cellular component: cytoplasm; cilium. NCBI's taxonomy places the organism in Eukaryota, Metazoa, Chordata, Lepidosauria, Squamata, Pythonidae.